This is a messenger RNA of Mercenaria mercenaria, 2290 nucleotides long. RefSeq names its product pyrimidine-specific ribonucleoside hydrolase RihA-like. Gene Ontology annotation, molecular function: hydrolase activity, hydrolyzing N-glycosyl compounds. Lineage: Eukaryota; Metazoa; Mollusca; Bivalvia; Venerida; Veneridae. The transcript has 6 exons. The record is from RefSeq and is a predicted model, not a curated record. Bases 147 to 1094 code for a protein of 315 amino acids.
GCACAGGCCGUUCUAUCCAUAGAUACUCCGACAUAUAGAUAACAUGUUAUCUGUGUACAGUCAUAAACGUCCGGGUUUCAGUUUUAAACGUUUUGUUUGUUUUCGAAUUGGAAUUAAAAGUUAUUUUGCAGAUCUUUUUCAUCAGAAUGUCAGUAAAGAGGAAAAAGCUUCUGAUUGAUACAGAUGCAGGAGUUGAUGACGCUCAGGCGAUCCUGAUUGCUCUUCAAGACCCGGAUGUUGACGUCAUCGGUAUCACGUGUGUUAUGGGAAAUGCGGACGCCAAACAAGUUGGUUUGAAUGUUCUUCGGAUAUUAAAGGUCGCAGAUAAGCUUGAUAUCCCAGUUUUUGUUGGUUGUAACGAUCCGUUGCUAGGCGACAAGAAACCAGCGAGUGAUUAUCACGGAUCUGAUGGUUUUGGAGACGCACCGGAUAAGGAAGCCCCGGAUGAGAGUCUCCUUCAGUCGGAACACGCGGUCACGGCUUUGGUCCGAUUGGCAAAGGAACAUGAAGGGGAGAUGACUCUAGUUUGUAUUGGACCACUGACAAAUGUUGCCAUGGCAAUUCGAAUGGAUGGUACCUUUGGUUCCCGGCUCAAAGGCUGCUAUAUAAUGGGCGGAAAUCACGAAGGAAAAGGCAACAUGACGACCUCAGCAGAAUUCAAUUUUUACAGUGACCCAGAAGCCGCUUACGUCGUUCUUAACCAGCUUAAAUCUCCAAUCACCAUAGUAACCUGGGAGACAUGUGACAGACAUUCGUUGCCUUGGGAGUUUUAUCACAAGUUACGCACCAACAACAAUCGAAUUACGAAUUUUCUUCGAAAAGUGGAACAACUUUCAGUGAACUAUUCUAUUGAAAACAAGUGGGGCUCUUUCAUACCGUGUGAUGAGGUACUUGUUGCAUGCUGUCUUAAUCAUGACGUCAUUAAAACAUGUCAUGACGUGUACGCAACUGUUGAAAUCAAAGGUCAAUAUACCUGGGGCCAAAUGGUUGUUGACUGGAAGUCGGUGCUUAAGAAGGAGAACAAUGUGAAAAUUGUCACUGAUAUAGAACAGUCAGUUUAUGAAAAUGUUUUGAUGAAACUUGUACAAGGUUAGAGAUAUAUAGCGGAACAAAUUUAGGACCCUCAAUACAUUCACCAUUUUAUGGAAUACGGCUUGGAAUAUGCCAGUUACCACUUGUUUAUUUUAUUUAUUUAUAUUUUUUUUGCUAUCUGAAUUUUCUUUGUCAUUUGCUAAUUGCCAUUUUCCAUAUGCUUAUAAACAUUCGGUCAUUUCGAGCUGUCAUUUACUGAUUAGAAAUUGCUUAUUGCUAAUUGUCAAUUGAUAAUUGCGUUAUUGUAAGUUGCUAAUUGCCAUUUGAUAUUGUAAUUUUCUUUAUUGCUAGCUUGCGUCAAAUAGUUUUUGCCAUUUAGCUUUGUUUUUGACGAAAAUUUAUCUACAACAUUAAAAGUUAUGUAUACAUGUGAUUUUUCCACUAUAGUGAUACUCUCGAUUUUACACUAUCCGAAGAAAGUACCUGUCGUAAAGUAAUUACUAGUUAACAAAUAGCAAGUGCUAAUCGACAUGCCCCCCGCUCACAAUCAACAAAUUGCUGUCAGCAAUCGCCAAAUGUUAAUCAGCAUUUGGAAAACAGCAAAUGACAGCUGGCAUGUCAAAACUCCCAAUUAGCAAAUGAAUAUCAGCAGUCAGCAACUGGCAUUUAGCAAGCUGACUGUAUUUAUCAGUUAUCAGUUAACAGAACAGAACAGAACAUAUAUCUUUUACAUGUUAAAAUGGAUUCGUAUGCGAUCAUAGCAUUUUUCUUGGUUUGUACCUAACGCCAUGUGCUUGCAUGAACUACUUUGUAGACCGAAGAUUGCCGAAAAAGCGUACGAAUUUAUACUAAUCAGACGAAAUUUGCCGACUAUAAUUACCUGCCCCCUAGUGUAAAGAGGGACGGUUCCGGAUUUAUGCUUUUUCUCGAUAUUUAAGGUGUUUUCUUAUAGAUGGUUAUCAUAAAAAUGUAAAAUAAAAUAAUUCAGGGAAAUCUAUGCAGUAUUGUGUUAUAACAUCAUUCGUGUAGUCGGUAAGGUAAUGGCAGUUACAUGGCUUUGUGUCCAAUGAUGUUGUUUUGUUCAACUGAACUGAAUGUUUUUGUCUGUUUUGUUUUUUCAAUUUCAGUUAUGAUCUACUUUUUUUACUAAGACAGAUAUCAUUAAGUGUUUGCCUCUUUAUUAUACAUAUUGAAGCGACAUGAUAUUUGAACGGCGAGAAAGUGUACAUUAUAUCAGAAUAAACAUUCAUGGAAAUGA